AUGCUGACUGAACUGGAGCAAGCCAUAGAUUCGCUCAUUGAUGUCUACCACAAAUAUUCCCUGAAAAAAGGGAAUCCUCAUGCCAUUUACAGGGAUGAUAUGAAGAGACUCUUAGAGACUGAGGCUAACAACUAUUUGAAGAAGAAGAGUGCAGAUGCCUGGUUCAACGAAUUGGAUAUCAACAGUGAUAGAGCCAUUAACUUCCAAGAGUUCCUCAUUUUUGUGGUAAAGAUGGGUGUGAUAGCUCAUGAAGAUAUUCACAAAGAAUAG
Elephantulus edwardii (Cape elephant shrew) is the source of this 270-nucleotide messenger RNA. RefSeq names its product S100 calcium binding protein A8 (gene S100A8). The coding region runs from base 1 to 270 and encodes 89 amino acids. The transcript is spliced from 2 exons. Gene Ontology annotation, biological process: response to lipopolysaccharide; neutrophil chemotaxis; neutrophil aggregation. Gene Ontology annotation, molecular function: calcium ion binding. Gene Ontology annotation, cellular component: cytoplasm. The record is from RefSeq and is a predicted model, not a curated record. Lineage: Eukaryota; Metazoa; Chordata; Mammalia; Macroscelidea; Macroscelididae.